CAUUAUACUUUGAGGUGUAUCGUGCAACAGCUAUAAAAGUUCACGGGCGGUUUCUCAAAUUAUCCCUAUUAUUGCAUCAUCCCUUGCUCCAGAAAUUCGCCAUGCCACUGCUAGAGUAGAAAACAGUAGCGGGAUACCGAGUUUGCUAUCUUUUGUAGUCCGUAAUACUAAAUACCAGCAAGAAGAACUAAGAAAGAAUUGAGGAGACCGGUUUCCAUCCGCAAAGCAAAGAACUUCACCACCCCACAUCUCUAUCUGUGCCUCUCUGGAUUCAAGCUUUUCACAGUACCAAAACAAAAUACUAUUGCAAGUGCACUGGUUGCAAUAAGAGGACCUUGCAGCAAAGGUUGUUCUUCAGCUACUAAAAUAAAAGGCAGUCGUGGUUACAACAAAUGGAUGCAUUGAGGCUGCAGUCUUGUUUCUCACCUAUUCAAAUAGAAGGCAGAAAAGAUUCUUCUUCAUGCUAUGGUGAUCUCUCUAUGAGGAGAAAGAAACAGAACCAUACUGUUUUAGCAUCAACCUGGAUGUCUAUGAACGGCCUAUCCAGAUCGCCUUCAUGGGUUCAUGGGUUCAGAAAAUAUAGGUUAAAGACUACUAAAGCGGUGGAUGUAUCAGAGGCGGAGGAUGGGAAGGAGAAAGGAAGCAAAAAAUCUGGUGAAAAUUCUAUACCUGAUGAUGCCUUCGAUAUGGAUGAUGAAGAGAGGCAGGAAUGGAGGAAAAAAAUUAGGGAAGUGAUCAGUAAGAACCCUGCCGUUGAUGAAGAGGCAGAUCCUGAUGAACGUAGAAAAAAGAUGCAAAAGCUUUUGGUUGAUUAUCCUCUUGUUGUUGACGAAGAUGACCCCAAUUGGCCAGAAGAUGCUGAUGGUUGGGGUUUCAGCUUAGGUCAAUUCUUCAACAAGAUUACCAUUAAAAAUGUCAAGAAGGAUGAUGAUGACAACUAUGAUAGUGAAAAUGAAAUUGUGUGGCAAGAUGAUGAUUAUAUCCGUCCAAUUAAGGACAUAACAUCUGCAGAAUGGGAAGAGGCAGUGUUCAAGGACAUCAGUCCUUUAGUUGUUCUUGUACAUAACCGUUAUAAAAGACCAAAGGAAAAUGAAAAGAUUAGGAAUGAAUUGGAGAACGCUGUGCAUAUCAUAUGGAACUGCAGGCUACCAUCUCCUAGAUGUGUAGCAAUUGAUGCUGUUAAGGAGCUCGGUUUGGUCUCUGCUCUACAAGUCUCUGUUUUCCCGGAGCUCAUAUUUAUUAAAGCAGGGAAAAUCUUACAUCGCGAGAAAGCGAUUCGAACGGCAGAUGAGUUGUCAAGAAUGAUGGCAUUCUUUUACUUUGGAGCAGCAAUGCCACCCUGUCUUAGUGGCAUUAAGAACAGUGAAGAAGAUGUUCCCUCCUAUAGUUCGAACAUGCAGUAAAUUGGUAUACUGCUACCAUGUAUCAGUGGCUUAAUAGAAGUUAGCCUAAAUAUGAAAGUUGAAGCAAAGAUCUGCUGCUCUGCUUCUUUAACCGUUCGAGGCGGUAUUAUCACCUACAUGAGUUGCCUGUUAAGAACUUCUUCCUGGUGUCGAUAUUCUCAUUUCAACAGCACAAAGUUCCCUUCCUAGUUACAAAGAGAAAGGGGCUACUGGCUAAUCCAUGAUUUAAGUAGGUCGUGGUUGAAGGCUAGCAUAAUGAAAGGCUGAAGGUACAGAAGGACAGCUCAAUUGGAUAAAACAGUGUGGGACGUUGCUGCUAGCCUGCAAAUGGCUUCUUAUAACUUAGCUUUAGAUAUGAGCCUGUGAGAUUAUUCAUUACGAGAUGCACAUCAUGUAUUAGAUUAUGUUGCAAGAAUGCUCUUUUGUUUCUCUGAGGUUCCUGUUUAUUAGACUAAAACAAAAAUCACUGGUAGUGGUUACAGAGAUAGAGUAGAUGUUAACUCCAUGCUCCUUUUAAACAAAUAUCAUUGCAUCAAUACUUGAGGGUGUCUGAUAUCAGAGUACAAAUGCUGUUCAAACUUUCUUCAA
Molecule: messenger RNA, 1991 nt
Organism: Coffea eugenioides
Lineage: Eukaryota; Viridiplantae; Streptophyta; Magnoliopsida; Gentianales; Rubiaceae
Product: thioredoxin-like fold domain-containing protein MRL7L, chloroplastic
Exons: 7
Coding region: 393-1403 (336 amino acids)
Biological process (GO): regulation of DNA-templated transcription; chloroplast organization
Cellular component (GO): chloroplast stroma
Source: RefSeq, a predicted model, not a curated record